Molecule: messenger RNA, 4753 nt
Organism: Caretta caretta (loggerhead turtle)
Lineage: Eukaryota; Metazoa; Chordata; Testudines; Cheloniidae
Gene: SC5D
Product: sterol-C5-desaturase
Biological process (GO): lipid biosynthetic process
Molecular function (GO): iron ion binding; oxidoreductase activity
Source: RefSeq, a predicted model, not a curated record
ACGCGCGAGCCGGGCCGGGCUCUGACGCCGCAUCAGGCUACCUCGCUUGGGGGCGGGGGGAUCCGAGGUGGCCACGCCCCCAUCUCAGCACGACAGCCGCUCGCGGGGGACUCGGGCAGUCAGCGGGGAGGGGCUCGGCUGGGGCAGGUAUAACAAUGGAUCUAGUCCUGAACUAUGUAGAUUACAACUUUUUUACACCAUAUGUGUAUCCCACCACAUGGCCUGAGGAUGAGCCCUUUCGACAGAUCACCAGUCUCCUUAUUGUAACAAAUCUUGGUGCACUUGUGCUUUAUUUGCUGUUUGGAACUUUGAGCUACUACUUGGUUUUUGAUCACUCUCUGAAGCAACACCCCCAGUUUCUAGAGAAUCAGGUGCAGCUGGAGAUAAAAUAUGCUCUGCAGUCACUGCCCUGGAUCAGCAUCCCCACAGUUGCACUCUUCUUUGCAGAGGUCAGGGGUUACAGCAGGCUUUAUGACAACAUUGAAGACUCUCCAUAUGGAUGGUUUGGUGUAAUCCUUAGCAUGCUCUCUUUCCUCUUCUUCACCGACAUGUGCAUUUACUGGAUUCACAGGUUCCUCCAUCAUAAACUUGUGUACAAGCGUCUGCACAAGCCCCAUCACCGCUGGAAGGUUGCUACGCCAUUUGCAAGUCACGCCUUCCACCCUGUGGAUGGCUUUCUGCAGAGUAUUCCAUAUCACAUCUAUCCUUUCCUCUUUCCUUUGCACAAAGUGACCUACUUGGGUCUCUACAUUGCUGUCAAUGUCUGGACAAUCUCUAUUCAUGAUGGCGAUUACCGUGUGCCAGAUUUCUUGAAACACAUUAUCAAUGGCUCUGCCCAUCACACUGAUCAUCACUUGUAUUUUGAUUACAACUACGGUCAGUAUUUCACACUCUGGGAUAAAAUUGGGGGCUCCUACAAAAGCCCCUCUUCCUUUGAAGGGAAAGGGCCACAUGAUUAUUUGAAAAAGCUAAAGAGCGGAGAAAUGGCCAGUAUUAAAAAUGGCCAUGUGGAUGAAUUGGUGAAUAGAGACAGUCUAAAGAAUGAAUAAAUUUCCUCAAGCUAUUGUAAAAAGGCCCUGACUCUUACAGUUCUUUUAAAAGGAAAAACCUACUUAUAAAGAGCCCUUCCCCAUUGUAGCAUUCUUGGGAUGCAAGCAUUUUAGGUGCUUAGUAGGGUGGUUAUGGUGGAGCUGUGUAGUUAAGUACCACAAUACAGUCCCAUAAUGGGGGCCAUUUAUGGUGAGAGUAAAAAGCAGAAGACCUAUGUAAUGAAAAGAUUUUUCUGCAGCACUUAAUGCACAUGUCAGAGCAUUGAAAUUGGGAGUGCAUUUUCUAGUAUAGGCUCUAAUGUAUUAAGUCUGCAUUUCAAUUCUGCCAUAACAGAAGAUCUUUUUGCCCUACUCAAAAGCUUUCUCCUGGAAGUACAUUGUUCCAGAUAGUAAGUGAUCUCUGCCCAGUGAUAGCUUACUGGGAAUUUCGCUAAUUGAGCCAGGAUGCUGUAGGUGGUGCUAUACAGAAAUUUCACUAUUGGCUCAGUGUAUGUCAAAGGAAAAUUGAUCGAAUAAAGGAAGACGCGUGCGUCAAUACAAAUUAAUGCUUUGCAUAUGGAAUGUGUGACUACUUUUCUGCAUGCACAUACCUCCAGCUUAAUAAAAGAGGAAACACAUUUUCCCAAUUACUUAUCCAGCAACUUUUAUAUAUUAGCUUAGCAUUAAAAUAGAAACCAUCUGAAUCAAAACAGAGCUAACAUUGUUCUGGCAGAAAUUUUGUGUAUCUUAAAAUAGGAGGAAGAUAGACCAGCCCUACCAUUUUUUAAAUAAAAUCUUACACUGUUUAUAUAAACUACAUGUUGAAUUGUUUGAAUGGAUCUAUCAAUGCUAUUGCAUUGUCAACUGGAACAUUUUUUUCACCUGCCCACAUUUAUAUUGCCUUAUACUUGGGCUUAAUGAAUUUGAAAGCAUGAGCUCCCAUCUCUAAUGGUGAAUAGAAAGUCUUUGAACAACAUGACAACAGCAUAACUUUUUGCAUGUUGUGUAUAUUUUUAGCACUGAUACAUAAUAUCAUUUGCUACAAAUAAAGUAAUUGUAUUCUAUAUUGUCAAUUUUCCCAAUCAAAUCAUGCAGAAUGACUGCUCAAAGUAACUGUAGGAACAUAGACUGUUGUACUUCCAAGAAGCUUUCAUGUUUUUCAAACAGGGUAAUUUCUCCCACUUUAGAUUUAUAGCAUCAGGAAUUCUGUCUUUGAGGAAAUUCUUCUCAAUCUGAGCUUUUUUGGUAAUCUUUUGACAAAUGUAUUUAUAAUUCCUGUGGAAAUCAGUUGGCAGGUUGAAAUCCUACAGUAAUACUGUACCUUUUGAAGGAAGGAAAACUUUUUUUAAGUUUGGCCACUGUUUUCAGAGGUGGGGAAAUACUUCAGAUGUCUUAACAUUCAUUUCACAUCAGUUUGGGAAAGCUACCAGAUGACUUAUUGGCUUUCCAUUUGCUGCUUUUUUCUUUUCUCCCUGUUAGCAUCUGACUUAAGAGUAAUCAAUCAAAUAUUUUUAUUGUGCAGACAUGCACUACGCGAAAUCUCACAGCUUUGAUGUAGAACAGGUGUGCUUCUAAGAAUUUUGAAGACAGUUCUGUUUUACCAUUUUCUAACAGCCUAGUUAGUUUAAAUCUUAGGUUUUUCUUAGCUAUAGAAACCAGUUCUUUUGAAAACUGCUUACAAGAGAUUAAAGCUUUGCUGGUUCUAAUACAGUUUACCUAGCAUUACAAAAUUACCUAACAUGAGGAGAGAGCUGAAGAGGAAUGGUGUGUGGGUUUUUUCCUGCUCCUCUCCUUCAGGAAGCAAGGAUCCCCUGGUGUAUAGUAGUAUAAUCUGUUUUUUGUUUUGUUUUUUUAAAUCUUGCAUGGCAGUAAGAGUUCCCUUACAAUUUAUCUGUGGUAAAAUAGUUUGAAUGGGGAGCAGGGUAGAACCAGCCUUGCAGGCAGAGAAGCUGUGUAGGAAAACACUAUGGAACUUGCAUGAUAAAGAGGACCAUUGUAGAGAAGGUUGGCUGCUGAGCCCUAACCACUUAGCAGCCUCAUCCCCUCUGAAGGUUGUUAAGAAUGGAACAGAGCAGCCAAGUGGUAGAGGUUUCAGCCCCACCAGGCUCUCCCCCCCCUUCCCCAGACCUGCUGGAGCAAAAUGACCUGCCCUGUGUUGCUAAGGUCUUAAAUAGCUCCAUUAGCCAGGGGAACUGCAUACUGGAUUCUGAUUUAUGCUGUUCUGAAACAGCUGUGCCUGUGCCCUGGAGUUCUUGUCCCAACUAUUUCAGUGGGUGCUUCUGAAGCCUGGUGCUGGCUCAGCAGGACUCUGGCUGGCCUGUACAGGGCUAGGUUGCGGGCAUGCAUCAAAGCUGUUGCUCCUGCUCUCCUUCUGAGCACUUGGUUCCUGGGAGAAUUGGGGAACAUAUGAGGUUUUGGUUUGUGAAGUUCAUUCAAUACCUCUCCUGAAGUCCUGUGGGGCCUUAUUCUGCUCUUGUGUGCCCAACUCACUGUAAGGUAGGCAGGAGGGGGCUGAAAGCAUGGGUGUAGUUUUGUUUUGAAAAAUCUAGGUAUGAUCAUGAAGAACCUUUUUCCCCCCUACAGGGUAAGUUCAGUUCCUACUGGAAGUUCUAUUCAAAAAGCACUUCUAAAAUACAAAUCAGAAGUGAAAAUAUUAAUACAGACAGAAUUCCAAAGUCCCCCAAUGGAAACCAAAUGCCUGUUAUAAUUCCUUAAAUGGAGAACAAAAUAAUGCAGUUAGGGCUUGGUUUUUUCAGGGAUGCUGAACAUCUGCAGUUCCCACUGACUUCAGCUGAAAGUCAGUCCCCUGCUCUGCUCAUAAAUUAGAGAAAUGCUAAUGCAUAGAGUGGUUAGAUAUCAGCAAUUAGAACCGUGAACACAUAGAAGAAAUGGAUGAUCAAAGUAGGAAAAAAGUGGCCUUCCUUAUGAGAAGGCUGCUUGGACAGUGUGAGCUUGUUCACCAAAUGCUAUGCAGUAUUGGCUGUUGUAGCAUGACCAAUAUAUUAUCCAUAAAUUAAAUAUGCCAAAUAACUAAAUAGUUGAAGAGCACUGGGUGAGGAAGGGAAGCAGGCAUGUAAGUUGAGAUGGUAAGAGCAGUUUAGAAUGGAAAGAUGUGUUCCUCUCCAUGCAAUUAUGUUAACUGCAAGGAAAGGAGAAAUCUUUAGUGCACCAGCCAACCUCUUAGCGCACCACUACCUGGUUUGUUGGACUACAUCUCUGUGACCCCUUCCUUCCAAGGGGUGCCCAAGCUGCACAGGGAGUUGAAGCAUGUGUGAGUUCUAGACAUCUUAGUCAAGUCACAAGCCCCAUCUUCAAGCAGAGACGGGUGAGUUUUGGAUACCAGUUGGUGGGAACCUCUAUCUUAGUGUUCUCCAGUUCAGAUUUGGCAAGGCAGGGUGUGGGUACAGGUUCGUCAGCCGUUUCCAACUUUAGAAACUUCUGCACAAAGCGUACUUCUGCCUGCCAGUCCCUCCCAGUGGCUAAAGUGUGAUGCAUGCACAGCAGUGUUCCAACAGAAUGUCUCUAGUUCAUACUGUAAACAAGUGAAGCUGUUUGCACAGACCUUUACCCUCCUGAGAACGAGCCAUGGCACAGAGGCAGAAGAGUUCAUAGUAUGUUUGUGUAAAUAACAAAUGAAGUUACUGUAUGAAGGUUGUGUUGAAAGGAGUUGUUGCAGACCAGUGUGUGUUGGUCUUUAAUGCUAAUGUUUUCUGAACAAGUAAUAA